AUGCAGCAGGAGGAUACAGCAGCAGGAUACAGCAGGAGGAUACAGCAGGAGGAUACAGCAGGAGGAUUCAGCAGGAGAAUACAGCAGGAGGAUACAGCAGGAGGAUUCAGCAGAAGGAUACAGCAGGAGGAUACAGCAGGAGGAUACAGCAAGAGGAUGCAGCAGGAGGAUAGAGCAGGAGGAUACAGCAGGAGGAUACAGCAGGAGGAUACAGCAGGAGGAUACAGCAGGAGGAUUCAGCAGGAGGAUACAGCAGGAGGCUACAGCAGGAGGAUACAGCAGGAGGAUACAGCAGGAGACUACAGCAGGAGGAUACAGCAGGAGGAUACAGCAGGAGGAUACAGCAGGAGACUACAGCAGGAGGAUACAGCAGGAGGAUACAGCAGGAGAAUACAGCAGGAGGAUACAGCAGGAGGAUGCAGCAGGAGGAUACAGCAGAAGGAUACAGCAGGAGGAUACAGCAGGAGGAUACAGCAGGAGGAUUCAGCAGGAGAAUACAGCAGGAGGAUACAGCAGGAGGAUUCAGCAGAAGGAUACAGCAGGAGGAUACAGCAGGAGGAUACAGCAAGAGGAUGCAGCAGGAGGAUAGAGCAGGAGGAUACAGCAGGAGGAUACAGCAGGAGGAUACAGCAGGAGGAUACAGCAGGAGGAUUCAGCAGGAGGAUACAGCAGGAGGCUACAGCAGGAGGAUACAGCAGGAGGAUACAGCAGGAGGCUACAGCAGGAGGAUACAGCAGGAGGAUACAGCAGGAGGAUACAGCAGGAGGAUACAGCAGGAGGAUACAGCAGGAGGAUACAGCAGGAGGAUACAGCAGGAGAAUACAGCAGGAGGAUACAGCAGGAGGAUGCAGCAGGAGGAUACAGCAGAAGGAUACAGCAGGAGGAUACAGCAGGAGGAUACAGCAGGAGGAUACAGCAGGAGGAUUCAGCAGGAGGAUACAGCAGGAGGAUACAGCAGGAGGAUACAGCAGGAGGAUACAGCAGGAGGAUACAGCAGGAGGAUACAGCAGGAGGAUACAGCAGGAGGAUACAGCAGGAGGAUUCAACAGGAGGAUACAGCAGGAGGAUACAGAAGGAGGAUACAGCAGGAGGAUACAGCAGGAGGAUACAGCAGGAGGAUACAGCAGGAGGAUACAGCAGGAGGAUUCAGCAGGAGGAUACAGCAGGAGGAUACAGAAGGAGGAUACAGCAAGAGGAUACAGCAGGAGGAUACAGCAGGAGGAUACAGCAGGAGGAUACAUCAGGAGGAUACAGCAGGAGGAUGCAGCAGGAGGAUACAGCAGGAGGAUACAGCAGGAGGAUUCAACAGGAGGAUACAGCAGGAGGAUACAGAAGGAGGAUACAGCAGGAGGAUACAGCAGGAGGAUACAGCAGGAGGAUACAGCAGGAGGAUACAGCAGGAGGAUUCAGCAGGAGGAUACAGCAGGAGGAUACAGAAGGAGGAUACAGCAAGAGGAUACAGCAGGAGGAUACAGCAGGAGGAUACAGCAGGAGGAUACAUCAGGAGGAUACAGCAGGAGGAUGCAGCAGGAGGAUACAGCAGGAGGAUACAGCAGGAGGAUACAGCAGGAGGAUACAGCAGGAUGGCUGUGGUGCGUCCAUGGUGCAGCUCAGAGCGUGGUGCGUUCAGGAUCUGGUUCAGAGCGUGGUGCGUUCAGGGUCUGGUUCAGAGCGUGGUGCGUUCAGGGUCCGGCUCAGAGCGUGGUGCGUUCAGGGUCUGGCUCAGAGCGUGGUGCGUUCAGGGUCCGGCUCAGAGCGUGGUGCGUUCAGGGUCCGGCUCAGAGCGUGGUGCGUUCAGGGUCCGGCUCAGAGCGUGGUGCGUUCAGGGUCCGGCUCAGAGCGUGGUGCGUUCAGGGUCCGGUUCAGAGCGUGGUGCGUUCAGGGUCCGGCUCAGAGCGUGGUGCGUUCAGGGUCCGGCUCAGAGCGUGGUGCGUUCAGGGUCCGGCUCAGAGCGUGGUGCGUUCAGGGUCCGGCUCAGAGCGUGGUGCGUUCAGGGUCCGGCUCAGAGCGUGGUGCGUUCAGGGUCCGGCUCAGAGCGUGGUGCGUUCAGGGUCUGGCUCAAAGCGUGGUGCGUUCAUGGUCUGGCUCAAAGCGUGGUGCGUUCAGGGUCCGGCUCAGAGCGUGGUGCGUUCAGGGUCCGGCUCAGAGCGUGGUGCGUUCAGGGUCCGGCUCAGAGCGUGGUGCGUUCAGGGUCUGGUUCAGAGCGUGGUGCGUUCAGGGUCUGGUUCAGAGCGUGGUGCGUUCAGGGUCUGGUUCAGAGCGUGGUGCGUUCAGGGUCUGAUUCAGAGCGUGGUGUGUUCAUGGUCCGGCUCAGAGCGUGGUGCGUUCAGGGUCCGGCUCAGAGCGUGGUGCGUUCAGGGUCCGGCUCAGAGCGUGGUGCGUUCAGGGUCCGGCUCAGAGCGUGGUGCGUUCAGGGUCCGGCUCAGAGCGUGGUGUGUUCAGGGUCUGGUUCAGAGCGUGGUGUGUUCAUGGUCCGGCUCAGAGCGUGGUGCGUUCAGGGUCCGGCUCAGAGCGUGGUGCGUUCAGGGUCCGGCUCAGAGCGUGGUGCGUUCAGGGUCCGGCUCAGAGCGUGGUGUGUUCAGGGUCUGGUUCAGAGCGUGGUGUGUUCAUGGUCCGGCUCAGAGCGUGGUGCGUUCAGGGUCCGGCUCAGAGCGUGGUGCGUUCAGGGUCCGGCUCAGAGCGUGGUGUGUUCAUGGUCCGGCUCAGAGCGUGGUGCGUUCAGGGUCUGGUUCAGAGCGUGGUGCGUUCAGGGUCCGGCUCAGAACAGUGUGA
This is a messenger RNA of Knipowitschia caucasica, 2772 nucleotides long. The record is from the annotation of a GenBank genome assembly. Lineage: Eukaryota; Metazoa; Chordata; Actinopteri; Gobiiformes; Gobiidae.